Molecule: messenger RNA, 933 nt
Organism: Owenia fusiformis
Lineage: Eukaryota; Metazoa; Annelida; Polychaeta; Sabellida; Oweniidae
Source: the annotation of a GenBank genome assembly
GACCAUGGUGAGUUUGAAACUCAGGAAGGAAGUAUAGUUCUCUUGAAGAAAAACAGUCAACAUUUCUUGUUGAGAUCUGAAUGCGAACAUUUAAUACGACAAGGAAUAUUGGAGCAUAUUGUACAUUGAUCCAUGAGUCCUGCUCGUCCAUGUGUAAAUAAAUUGAUUGUAUAUAUGAUGAGUCUGCAGAUGCAUCGUCAGAAUAUUUGCGACAUCUUUCUGUGUUUUAAAGCUACCUGGGAUUGGAAUAAAAUAUCUCUGGAGUCAUUAGAAAUGACAUGAAUGAUGUGAAUGCCAUCUUUUAAAUAGUUGUCAAACUUUAUGCAUAAAAGAGAUUUCUUAACAAGGAUGUAAAAUUUAAAUCAGCAGUUCAGUGAAAGUCAGAAAGAUACUUUACAGUGACAUCUUUCUGAAUCAAUAGAUGUGAAAAUCAUAUGUGGACAGCAUUAACCUAAAUAGCCGGAAAUCGAAUUUGGAGUUAACUUGAAAAGUUAAAACCAUGACGGUUAAAUAAAAAAUUAAAAGAUGCUAAAAAUGAUCGUUUCAUCUUUAAUGUAUAGUGUAAAUAAAAACAGAAGAAUAAAAUGAGCAUAGCCAUCCUCAUGAAAGGUGCGCAUGUAAAGAAACAAUCAAGAGUGCCAUCUAUAAAUGCUGCGUUUCCUCACAAUCAUCAUACUGUCAUACAUGAUACAGUCUGUCACAAUAUUAUAGUGAGUCACAAUAAUGGUGAAUCACAAUCACAGUUUGUCACAAUCACCACAUGUGUCGCAACUGUCAUGGAAAGUUCCUGGUUUAAGACGUCUGAUGUAGCCACCUUGGACGACUGCCAUGAUGAUACCGAUGAAGAAGAACAUUUUACCCUGCUGCAUGCUAUCGUAGUUGAAUGUGUUAUGAGUGAGGAAUGUAAGCGUGAACUCAAGCCCGGAAUACAAC